AUGGCUUCCGCCGUGAACAGUCUCGGAGAAGGCCUCAGUGGCCUCUUGGACAUCUUCCGGAAGCCACUCGAGGGCGCCAGAAACCACGGCGUUGGCGGCUUCGUCACAGGAAUCGGGAAGGGAUUGACAAGCUCUGUGAUCAAGGGCGUCAAUGGGGUGGCAGACGCGGCAGCCGACCUGGGCCGUGGGGUGAUGGCGGAGGCUAGCAAGAAGAUCAAGCCCCAACACGGCACUACGCUCCGAGUGCGCCACCCUCGCGCCCUUUACGGCCCGAUUGGUGCAAUCAUGGACUUCUCAGAGCUAGACAGCCACGUCAUGGCGCACCUACAAAAGUCCGGCGAAAUCAGCGAACCUGUGGAGGCCAUUGUCCCGCUCUUCAGGUGGCAGCCGCAACAGAUGCAAGAGGAGGACUCCAGCGAGGAGGAGGAGAGACCCGUUCCGGUCGAGAGUGUCGAGGUCAUGGUCCUGGCACGGAAGUCCUUUUGGAUCGCUGAAGUGCCUCUUACGAGGAUUACUCCGGUGCGCUCCUUCUAUCCAGAUGCUGGGCGCAGUUAUGGUCGGCCAGAUGAGGUGAAAAGCUUGCUGGUGUCACGCCUCGUGCCUCUGGCUCGGGUACAGCCCGACCCAAAUGCCGGCAGUCCAAGGAUCCACAGGCAAUUCCCGAUUGCCGCGCUGAAAUCUGUAAAGUGGGCACAGCGACAGAAUGGGGCCCGUCCGGAUCUGCUGCUGGAGUGCAUGUCGCAAGUUUAUUCCAUCAAGAUGCCGUGGAGUUUGGGCGGCGAGCUCCCAAAAACCAUCCUCAAAGCUUUGGCGGAUGCCAUCCAUGUUGGGAAAAUUCAGGUUGAAGAAAUUUCCGACGUUCAAACGGAGCCGCUUGGCGGGUACAGCACCAUGAGGCGUCGUUGCGUCAUGGUCACACCAGGAUGCGCCGACGGCAGUGCCCGUCUCUGUCCAGUCGUGUCCGUGGGCCGUGGGACACCGUAA
Symbiodinium sp. CCMP2456 is the source of this 984-nucleotide messenger RNA. The record is from the annotation of a GenBank genome assembly. Lineage: Eukaryota; Dinophyceae; Suessiales; Symbiodiniaceae.